Messenger RNA from Daldinia caldariorum, 3736 nucleotides. Its product is annotated as glycosyltransferase family 20 protein. Lineage: Eukaryota; Fungi; Ascomycota; Sordariomycetes; Xylariales; Hypoxylaceae. The transcript is spliced from 3 exons. The coding region runs from base 444 to 3452 and encodes 1002 amino acids. Gene Ontology annotation, cellular component: cytosol; alpha,alpha-trehalose-phosphate synthase complex (UDP-forming). Gene Ontology annotation, molecular function: catalytic activity. The record is from RefSeq and is a predicted model, not a curated record. Gene Ontology annotation, biological process: trehalose biosynthetic process; cellular response to heat; fungal-type cell wall organization.
AUCACUAUCAGGUAUCAUUACUCUAACUUCUAUACCCCACUAUCGUACCUAAAAAAAAAAAAAAAAAGUAAGAAUAAACCAAUUAUCACGACAACGAUGGUUGCCCCGCUAUGAGUCCAUGCUGUUCUGGCCUUCUAGAUUCUACUUUUCCACUGCUUCUCUCCCCCCCUACCUUUCCUUCCCCGUAUUUGAAGCUGCCUUUUGCCUACGCAUACCUAGCCUUUAGGCUCCCUUCUCUACGUUUUUCUUCCUGGCCUCGAUUGCCCUAUUGGUGUUGUCCUUCGUCUAUUAUCAUCAGUGUUAUAGCCUAACCAAUUGUUGUUAUAACCCUGCACCUUUUCCCCUUAAUCUUGUCACCGCUACAUCUCAUAGUUUAAUAGAACUUCAAAACUGUCAUAUUAUUCUGCCACUUGGUUAUCGAGGGGGAACACAACUAAACAGUUAUGGCAGAACGUACGCAAGAAACCGACAACCCCGUCGCUAACAGCAUCAUAAAGGAGGCCGAGCAAAUGUCUCUCUCCCCUCGCGAAGCGCUCAACGAAAGCGAUUCUCAACAAUCGCCUGACCUACCUCCUCACCUUCGAAAGUCUAUUACGAGAGUCCCCGUAACUCCAGGCAUUCAACCUUCUACCUAUUCGUCACAAACAAGCACUGGUUCUACCAACUCGGCCAGUCCGAGCUACUUCACACGGGAUCCUGCUGGUCACAGCAGCGGUUCGUUUCGACCACCUCCGACAGAUCAGCCAUCGGACGGAUCUUCUCCAACAAAUUUGGUGAAGGGUGCAACUUCAGACCAUGAAGUCUUGCGACGGAUGAGCAUUUCGACGAAGGGGCGGAGAGAGUCUAUAUCGGAAAUCCGAGCUGCGGCUCCUGAUUUAGCUCUCAGCGGGAACAUCAUCUCGGUUACCUUUACAACGCCCUACUCUCUUAAAUACCACAAAAAUGGAGAAUGGGAAUUGGACCAUCGUCGUGGUCAAUCAGCUCUAUUCGACUCGUUUUCCUACCUUUCGUCCGACGAAGCGCCUUGGAAUCAUACCGUAGUUGCGUGGACUGGCGAGGUUGAGUCGCCUUCCCAGUCCUUGUCUGCACCAGAGACUAUCCACGACACGACUGCUAAUAUUCCAGGCCUGAGCCAUCUCUCCGCUCCCAUACCCUUGGACGGAGAAGCGCCGCCAACACCCCCUGAAGUUGACGGCUUGUGGAUUACACGCGAACACCAAUUGAAGUUAGAGCAACAACUGGCCCACGACAGGCGUAUUAAAGCAGUCCCCGUAUGGCUUGCCGACGACAACGAGACGAGCGACGAGGGCAUUACGCUGAACAACCAGGCACGAUGGCGCCGGUACGCUGAGCACACGAUAUACCCCCUAUUUCACUAUAAGCAACAUGAACCUAACGAUGGCCGUUCGGAACGUAUCGAAUGGGCCGAUUACUUCCGUACCAAUCUAAAGUUUGCCGAUAAGAUCAUCGAGAUCUAUAAGCCAGGGGAUAUCGUCGUGAUUCAUGACUACUACCUGUUGCUACUCCCUAGCAUGCUACGGCAGAGGAUACCCAACAUGUACAUCUCGUUCUUCCUUCAUUGCCCGUUCCCCAGUAGCGAAUUUUUGAGAUGUCUACCGCGAAGAAAGGAGGUCCUUGAAGGCAUGCUUGGUGCAAACUUGGUCGGUUUCCAGUCGUAUAGCUACUCACGCCACUUUGCUAGCUGCUGUACACGGAUCCUUGACUUCCCGUCAGAUUCCGUCGGCGUAGAUGCGUACGGGGCCCGGGUCGAAGUCGGCGUUUUCCCUAUCGGCAUUGACGUACAAAAGGUGGAGCAGAUGGCGUGGUCAAAGGAAGUAUCAGAUAUGUAUAAUGCUUUAAAGGACCUCUAUAAGGACAAGCAAAUCAUCGUGGGACGUGAUCGGCUGGAUAGUGUCCGGGGUGUGGCGCAAAAGCUUAUGGCGUUCGAAAGGUUCCUCGAGCUUUAUCCCGAGUGGAGGGAGAAGGUAGUCUUAGUUCAAGUCACUUCCCCAAACACAAUUGAAGAGGGAGGAGAGGAACCUGAGAACAAGAUAGCAAGCAGAGUUAACGAGUUGGUCAUGAGAAUCAACGGUACAUAUGGAAGCUUAGGAUUCUCACCGGUACAGCAUUAUCCGCAGUAUUUGUCACCAGAGGAAUAUUUUGCGUUGCUCAGAGCCGCAGACAUCGGCCUAAUAACCUCGGUCCGGGACGGUAUGAAUACAACCAGUCUGGAAUAUGUCGUGUGCCAGCGCGAUACGCAUGGACCGCUGAUCCUUUCCGAGUUUAGCGGUACUGCAGGGAGCCUGCGCGACGCUAUACAUAUCAACCCUUGGGAUCUCACCGAUGUUGCCCACCAAAUACACAACGCUCUCACCAUGUCUGCCGAGAAACGUAUGGCGAUGCAGUCGAGCCUCUAUAAGCACGUAACAACCCAGAACGUUCAAAUUUGGAUCACUAAGUUCCUGCGCAAGCUAGUCGGCACGCUGGCGUCAACAAAGAACCAGAAUGUCACACCGCUACUGGACCGUACACUAAUGCUGAAGCAGUACCGCGAGGCCAAGAAGCGUCUGUUUAUGUUCGACUACGAUGGUACACUUACCCCAAUCGUAAGGGAUCCUCAGGCUGCUGUUCCAUCGGAGCGCGUUAUCCAAACCCUGAAAGCCCUCGCAGCAGACCACCAGAACGCUGUCUGGAUCAUUUCUGGCAGAGACCAAGAUUUCUUGCAGCAGCAUCUGGGCCACAUCUCGGAACUUGGCUUCAGCGCAGAGCAUGGAAGCUUUAUCAGACAUCCUGGCAGCGACACGUGGGAGAAUUUGGCUGAGAAGUUAGACAUGGGCUGGCAGGCGGACGUGGUCGAAGUCUUCCAGAAGUAUACCGACCGCGUACCUGGUUCAUUCAUCGAGCGUAAACGAUGUGCGUUAACUUGGCACUACCGCCAAGCCGAUCCCGAACAAGGUGUCCACGCGUCCCAAGCACUGCACAAGGAGCUAGAGUCGACCGUGGUCAAGAAGUGGGAUGUUGAUGUAAUGAAAGGCAAGGCCAACCUUGAAGUGCGGCCAACGUUCAUCAAUAAAGGCGAGAUCGCCAAGCGCUUGGUCAACGAUUACAAUUCCGAUAUUGCACACAUAACCUCCGGACCGCAGAACGCCAAGAACCAAGAAGGACGGCUCGAGUUCGUCUUAUGUAUGGGUGAUGACUUCACAGACGAAGAUAUGUUCAGGGCUUUGAACGGUCUCAGCGGCACACAAGUCGAUAGGGAUCAUGUCUUCACCGUGACCGUCGGUGCCAGCACAAAGGUCACGUUGGCUAAGUGGCACAUGCUAGAGCCAGCGGAUGUUGUAGAGUCGAUAGCUCUCCUCGCGGGAGUUGGACUGAGCGGCGAGGCGCACGAGCAGCUUAGCCAAGUUAACCUUGCUACUGUUGCCGGACUCGAAGGCCGAGUACCUGAAUGACUAGGCAAAUCGAAGUUAUGAUUAUACUAGGAACAGUAGGCAACAUAGAAAAAGCGUGGCGCUAGGUAGUUGGGGCUCGGUCUAGAGGGUUUGUUCGUACAUUCGAACUAAAGCAUGUCGCUUUUUCGUUCCCACGCAGAAUAGCCUCAAAAGAGAGCAUAGAACCGCAGACGGCCGACGUCCCGGAGGUGAUAGUCGCAAUCUCGAGAUGGCCUCCUUAAGCUAAGCGGAUAGGUGGACGGUUCUCGUUCGGGGUCUACUGCGCCUUGUUUGGAUACAUGUCU